Messenger RNA from Macrosiphum euphorbiae (potato aphid), 1035 nucleotides. The record is from the annotation of a GenBank genome assembly. Lineage: Eukaryota; Metazoa; Arthropoda; Insecta; Hemiptera; Aphididae.
AUGAUUUCACAGCAACUCGAACAACAAAAGGAAUACGUCGCGUACAAAGAAGUGCAAUUAACGAAAAACGAUACAGUAUUAAAACAAACCGAAAAGGAACUUCAGAAAUGUCAACAAGAAAUCGACGAAUACGAGAGCCGAGUGGAAGGAAUGUCAAAUUUAUUAAAGAAGAAAAAUGAAGACGAAAAGUCGAUGAUAAUGACAUUGAAAUUAUUGCAGAAAAAAAUAGAAAAACUUCAGAAACAGAAUGAUGAAGGAAACAAAGACAAAAACAAACUCAUAAAUCAAAUGAAUAAACGCAACGAGGAGCUAUUAAGACAAAAAGAUGCUAAUGACAUAUUAAGAACAACAUUAGGCAAGGGAGAAGUGGAAUAUAAUAAAAGGAUUGACGAUAUUAGAUUGCUGAAAUCAGAAGUAAAGAGUUUGAGCGUUCAAAAAACCUUAUUGAUGAAAAACUUAUCCGAAAUAAAUGAUAUAAGAGGCGAAGUACUUAAAUAUGAGCAAAAACUAAACAGAGAACGUUUGAAAUGUCGGGCUCUAGAAGACAUGUUAAUCAAACCUACAAACGUACACCGUUGGAGAAUAUUAAAAAACACUGAUCCGCCGGCUUACGAGAUGGCUGCCAAAGUGAAAAUCCUUCAAAAACGGUUACUCGAACAAUGCACCAGAGUAUUCGACAAGGAUUUGCAAGUCCAAGAGAUGCAGACUAGGUAUGAAAAACUGAAAGAUGAAUUCAUUAAGCUACCAGGCAGAGAUAUCUUCAAAGAGAUGAACGAUAUCAAAAGAACUCUAUUAAAAAAAGACGACAAAAUGAGGAGCUUAUCCGGAGAAUUAAUUAUCAGUCAGCAGACAACAAAAGAGUGCAUGUUUGACUUGGAGAGAACAAAGAAAGACUUAAACGAAUUUAAAAAUAAAUAUUACGAACUGAAACGCGUUGUGACGAAAAUAAAUCUUAAAAACCAAAAUACUACAGCAUUAACCAAACCAGAUUCAACUCCAACGAGUUAUAGCAAAUUUUUGGAUAUGACUAUAUAG